Molecule: messenger RNA, 3337 nt
Organism: Varanus komodoensis (Komodo dragon)
Lineage: Eukaryota; Metazoa; Chordata; Lepidosauria; Squamata; Varanidae
Gene: ITIH3
Product: inter-alpha-trypsin inhibitor heavy chain 3
Exons: 22
Coding region: 252-2924 (890 amino acids)
Biological process (GO): hyaluronan metabolic process
Molecular function (GO): serine-type endopeptidase inhibitor activity
Source: RefSeq, a predicted model, not a curated record
UUUGGGGCUGCAUCCCUAAGAGCCAGGGCUUUGGCCCCUUUCUGCCCACCACUACUAUACCCAUAACAUUGUUAUCCCAUUCCCAUGAGUCUCACACUUUGGGAUGAUGAAGACCUGGCAAUUCUAGACACGGCUAUCAACAAAAGUCUUGCAUAAAUAUUUGGUAGCUUUGUCUAGUUACUAAUUAAUAGUAUGCAAGACUGAUUAUAAGACUGAGCAUCCCUUUCUGUACGCUUGUUCAUUCUUUCACCAUGGGGAGGCAUUUACUCUGUUAUGCUCUGCUGGCACUGAUCCCUGCUUUAGGAUCCUCUGAUUUUAUAAUAUCCAAUAUCAAGAAUAUCAAGAAAAGAGAUGCUGCCGAUGUUAACGUUGAUGGCAUCGAUAUCCACAGCAUGAAAAUCGAUUGCAAGAUCACAUCCCGGUUUGCACAUACCAUCAUCACGAGUCAAGCUGUCAAUCGUGCCAAUGUGUCCAAGGAAGCCUUGUUUGAUGUGGAACUCCCAAAGACGGCCUUCAUCACCAACUUUGUCAUGACGAUUGAUGGUGUCAGCUAUCCGGGAAUUAUAAAGGAGAAAGAAGCUGCCCAACAGCAGUAUCAAAAGGCUGUUUCGAGAGGACAGACGGCAGGUCUAGUAAAGGCCUCUGGGAGAAAAACGGAAAAAUUCAGCGUUUCAGUCAACAUUGCAGCAGCCAAGAAUGUCACUUUUGAGCUGAACUAUGAGGAACUGUUGAAGCGAAGCUUUGGAAAGUAUGAGUUGCUCAUAAAAGUAAACCCAAAGCAGCUUGUCAAGCAGUUUGAGAUUGAGGCAAACAUCUUUGAACCCCAGGGUAUCAGCUAUUUAGACGCUGAGGCAUCAUUCAUCACCAAUGACUUGUUACCAGUCAUGCAGAAAUCAUUCUCAGGAAAAAAGGGUCGUGUGGUUUUCAAGCCAACUCUGGACCAACAACGAUCCUGUGCAGAUUGUCCAACGACAUUGUUGAAUGGAGAUUUUGUCAUUAAAUAUGAUGUGAACAGAGAGACCCCAGGGAACAUACAGAUUGUCAAUGGAUACUUUGUGCACUUCUUUGCACCAAAAAACAUUACACGUCUAUCUAAGAACAUUGUUUUUAUAAUCGACGUCAGUAUCUCAAUGUCUGGACGAAAACUAGAGCAGACAAAGCAAGCACUGCUAAAAAUUUUGGAAGAUAUAAAAGAAGACGACUACUUGAAUUUUGUGUUGUUUGGCAGUGAUGUACACAAAUGGAAAGAUACCUUAAUCCAAGCCACUCCUGAGAACCUGGAAGAAGCAAGGCGUUAUGUUCGAGACAUUAACAUAGCUGGAUGGACAAAUCUUAAUGGCGGCUUGCUGGCUGGGAUUGAAAUGCUGAAUGAGGCUCAGAGGAGUGGUACCCUACCAGAGAGAAGUGCCUCCUUAAUUAUCAUGUUAACAGACGGCAGGCCCACUAAAGGAGAAACAAACACCCAAACUAUUAUUGAUAAUGUCAGAAAUGCAAUUCAAGGAAAAUACCCACUAUACAACCUUGGGUUUGGUUAUGAUCUUGACUAUGCGUCCUUAGAAAAGAUGGCAGCUGAAAACAAUGGACUGGCACGUCGUAUCUAUGAAGAUUCUGAUUCAGACCUACAGUUACAGGGUUUCUAUGAUGAGGUGGCCAAUCCCUUACUUACAGAGGUGGAGUUAAAGUACCCUGAAAAUGCCAUCUCAGACCUGACUCAAAAUAAUUUUAAGCACUACUAUGAUGGUUCUGAGAUCGUUGUGGCUGGACGUAUCACAGACAAUGACCUCAACAGUAUUACUGCAGAGGUGACUGCUCAUGGGGCAGAAGAUGACAUGAUCUUUGCUGAACAAGCAGAUGUUGAAGAAACAACUAAAGCUCUUGAAGAGAGGGAGUACAUAUUUGGAGACUUCAUUAGGAGGCUCUGGGCUUAUCUCACCAUCCACCAGCUUCUGGAGAAACGCAAUGCAGCAAAGGGAGAGGAAAAGGCAAACCUUACUGCUAAAGCCCUGGAAAUGUCUCUGCAAUACAAGUUUGUGACCCCUUUGACAUCCAUGGUAGUCACAAAGCCAGAAGACAAUGAAGAUAAGACAGCACUUGCUGACAAACCUCUGGAAGCUGAGGCUACCCGGCAAUCAUCACAAUCUGUUGUCCCAUCAUAUAGCGUCCCAGCAACAUCUCACAGGUAUACCAGUGUCGAUGGAGAUCCACACUUUAUAAUUGAUGUGCCCCAAAAAGAAGAUGCUCUUUGUUUUAACAUUAAUGAAGACCCUGGUGUAGUCUUAAAUCUAAUUAGAGACCCAACCACAGGAAUUAUUGUGAAUGGACAACUUAUUGGAGAUGUGACAACUGAUAAUGAUGCAGGGUUACAUAAUACCUAUAUAGGAAGACUUGGGAUUAUAAAUACACAACUGAAUUUAACACUGGAAGUAACUCCUGAGAAAAUUGUUCUCCACAACGGCACAAAGCAGAAGACAUUCAUGUGGCUGGAUGAAGUCAUCUUACUACAUCCAAGCUUGACUUUGAAAAUCAUCCGAAAAAAGAGUUUGGAAGUAUCAUUGGGCGAGGGAGCAACAUUUGAAGUGGUUUUGCACAAGAAGUGGAAGAAGCAUCUCAGCCAUGCAGAUUUUCUUGGAUUCUACAUCAUGGACAGUCACAGGCUAUCUGAAAAUACACAUGGUUUAUUAGGGCAGUUCCUCCACCCGAUUGACUUUAACAUACUUGAAGUCCAUCCUGGAUCUGACCCUGAGAAACCAGAUGCUACCAUGAUUGUGAAAAACAACCAGCUGACAGUAACCAGGGGAUGGCAGAAAGAUUACACAGAAGAUACAAAACGUGGUACAAAUGUCCCUUGUUGGUUUAUUCACAACAAUGCAGAAGGGCUAAUUGAUGGCACCUAUACUGACUAUGUAGUUCCUAGCCUGUUUUAGCACAAGAUGCCCUCAUUUUUGGCUAUGAUGCUUUGGAAUAACAGAAUAUAUAUAUAUCUAUUUCAUGCCACUGAUGUAGACUAAAACUGUAAUUGUAGAUUACUUUGAAAUGGUUCUACUUUCAUGUAACACUGUUAUCCUAAUGCCUACAAAAUCACAAGUAGAUGGAACUUGUAUUCUAUAAAACCCGGGGCUCUUUUUUCCGCAUGUUUUCCACAUUAAUUGCAGGACAAUUACCGUUUUUAAGAAAAUUAACUUUGAUAAGGUUUCUUCUCUGGGGAUUAAAUUAAACCAUUAUUUGCAUAAUUUAAAAGUAGCAAAGCUAGCAAGAGGUUCAAUAUAAAAUAAAACUGCCAAAGCAGAGCAUCUUAUCUAGUAAUUACAACUGCAAUUAAACCUACACUUUCAAGCUC